AUGGACGGACUUACGGCCUCGGAACAACGCGAGUUUGCUUCUCGCAUGGAGAGAAAGCAGAUGAAGGAAUUCAUGACCAUGUACUCCAAGCUCGUUCAGCGAUGCUUCGACGACUGCGUCAACGACUUCACCACCAAGUCCCUCGUCUCCCGCGAGGAGGGAUGUGUUAUGCGUUGCGUUGACAAGUUCCUGAAGGGAUCCGGCCGGUUGAACGAACGAUUCCAGGAGCAGAACGCCGCUAUGAUGCAAAGUGGACAGUUGCCCGGACGGUAA
Messenger RNA from Aspergillus puulaauensis, 273 nucleotides. RefSeq names its product protein transporter TIM9 (gene tim9). The transcript has 3 exons. NCBI's taxonomy places the organism in Eukaryota, Fungi, Ascomycota, Eurotiomycetes, Eurotiales, Aspergillaceae. Bases 1 to 273 code for a protein of 90 amino acids. The record is from RefSeq and is a predicted model, not a curated record.